GCUCUGAUGGCAUCACUAUUCUACCACCCUCCUCUCGAUCAGAUUCGUUGAUAUACCAUCGAUAUUGGUCAAUUCCUGGCCAUUUUGCCCGCCAUGCGCCCUGCCCUCGUAGUGCUCACAGCCGUUCUUCAGGCGACUGUUGGCAUUGCAUCCAGCUUAACCCCUCCGGUCCUGCCCCUGAUUGUGCGGAACCCCUACCUCAGCACUUGGCUGGGAAAUGCUCGAGAUGAGCCCUGGUCCAAAUGGCCUAUUUUCUACACUGGGGAGGAGCUGGGGUUGUCUCUCAUGGCCCAUGUCCCCAGCACAGGCACCGUGUAUCCUUUGCUAGGGAAACCCCAUGAAUCCUUGUCCGGAUCUUCUCAAAUCGAUUAUCCAACCUACCUUGGGGCCAACUACGAUGCGUCCACCACCAAUUUGACCUACCGUAUCAACUCCGCAACUACCGCUGCCCACCAACUCGAGAUCACUGUAACUUUUCUUUCUCCCAUCACCCCGACUUCGACUUUGCGGCAGUCGAUUCCCGCUUCCUACGUGUCCGUGCAUGUUCAUGGCAAUGUAAGCGUAAAUGUGUAUAUGGAUAUCAACGGGCGCUGGGUGAGCGGAGACGCGGGUAGUCAGAUUACCUGGCAGUAUGAUGGAUAUGGUGCCGAAGAUAGCAAGCAAGCCCUACGUAGAUGGCGUCUUCAGCGAGCGUCCGAGUUGCUGCUGUCGGAGAUUCGGGAUCGUGCUGAAUGGGGCACUAUCCACUUCACUGGACCUGCCGGUGUCCAAUAUCAAUCCGGAGAGGCCUCGGCCGUGCGCAAGGUGUUUUCCACUCAGGGUGUACUGGACAACGUCAAUGAUAAUGCUUUUCGCGCCAUUAGCGAUCGGGAGCCGGUCUUUGCCUUUUCCAAAUCUUUCGUACUCUCGCCCAAGGAUGGCCAUACGAGUGACAGUGUGACCUUCACCCUCGCAUUGACUCAGGACCCAGUCGUCCAGUACGCCUCAGCACGCGGGUUGACCCUCAUGCGACCCUUGUGGGAGUCGUGGUUCCCUAGCGUCGAGGCACUGCUCAGCUUCCAUUACGAUGACUUCUCUCAUGCAAGCCUCCUGGCUUCGAACUACUCGACUCAACUCGCUCAAGAUGCCUACCAGUCAGGCGCUCAUGACUAUGUCGAUAUCGUAGCGCUCUCCGCGCGCCAGGUUAUGGGAGCAACCACUUUUGCUGGAACUCCGGAUGACCCGAUCCUAUUCCUGAAAGAGAUAUCCUCAAAUGGCAACUUCCAGACCAUCGAUGUCAUCUUCCCCGCUUUCCCCUUCUUCCUGUACACCAACCCGCGGUGGCUAGCGUAUCUGCUGGAGCCCCUGAUUGAGCACAUGCUGAGUGGACAGUACCCGAACACGUACGCCAUGCAUGAUCUGGGCACGCAUUUCCCCAACGCUACCGGCCACCCUGACGGAAACGAUGAGUACAUGCCCGUGGAAGAGUGCGGCAAUAUUCUCAUCAUGGGUCUGGCGAUUGUCAACUCCCUGCGCUACGCUGAGGAUACUGCUGCGACAUCCAUUUGGUCUACCCAGGGCGCACCCCCUAAGCUGCCCGAGGAAACCUAUGGCAAAUUCCCUCUCGUCAAUCUUCAAAGCUUCGGCGGAAUUGACCAUCAAGAUGGCAAAUGGGGUGGUGGCACGCAAGGCGAGCGUUUGGCGGAGAGAUGGAUCCAGCGAAGCUAUAAACUCUGGGAUCAGUGGACGGGAUACUUGGUGGAGUUCUCCCUUGAGCCUGCUAAUCAACUGUCCACGGACGACUUUGCCGGCUGGCUUGCUCUGCAAACGAAUCUGGCCUUGAAGGGUAUCAUCGGAAUCAAUGCCAUGAGCAAAUUGGCUGAGGUGGCCGGGUACCAUACCGAUGUCACUUAUUAUAAGAACAUUUCGGACACCUACAUCACCAAAUGGGAGGAAUACGGCAUGUCGCGAGACAAAACCCACGCCAAACUCGCCUACGACUGGUACGGGUCAUGGACCACCAUCUACAACCUCUACGCGGACGCCCAGCUCUGCUUCCACCUUGAAGGCACCGAUAUCUCGCCCGACCCAUCAUCCAACGAUCCACAGAAGCCACUUACCCCUCCUCACCCGGCCAAGAAGACCGGAUUCGUGCCGCGCCACAUCUACCAGAGACAAUCGAUCUGGUACCACAACGUCCGACAGAAGUACGGCUUGCCCCUGGACAGCCGGCACCUGUACACCAAGACAGACUGGGAGUUCUUCGCCAUGGCAGUCGCCAGCGAGACCGUGCGCAGCGAGAUCCUCGAGUCCGUCGCCCAAUGGGUCAACGAGACGGUCACCGACCUCCCGUUCACCGACCUCCACAACACCGAGGGGAGAGGCGAGUUCCCGGGGCCGAACUUCUACGCCCGACCCGUCAUCGGCGGCCACUUUGCCUUCCUGGCCCUCCAGCGAGCCUGCGGCGGUCGCGCGAUGGAUGGUCUCUCUUUCUUGGAUGGCGCGGACCCGAAGUCUUCGUUCUCGACGAGCGCAUUAGCCGAAUGGGGGGCCGCGGCCGCUCAAGCGGUCCAGGAACUUGGAGAUGGCCAUGGCUUUGGAUCUGAGAACCUGGAACUGUAGUUCUGGUAUUUUACACUUAUAUAUAGUUCCUCGCAACCAGACAGCUAGCAUUUGCUUCAUUUAGUUUAGUAGGUAGGUAGGUAGG
Molecule: messenger RNA, 2686 nt
Organism: Aspergillus homomorphus CBS 101889
Lineage: Eukaryota; Fungi; Ascomycota; Eurotiomycetes; Eurotiales; Aspergillaceae
Product: putative glutaminase
Exons: 5
Coding region: 94-2601 (835 amino acids)
Source: RefSeq, a predicted model, not a curated record